Marasmius oreades (fairy-ring Marasmius) is the source of this 1791-nucleotide messenger RNA. RefSeq lists its product as uncharacterized. The record is from RefSeq and is a predicted model, not a curated record. Bases 680 to 1633 code for a protein of 317 amino acids. The transcript has a single exon. NCBI's taxonomy places the organism in Eukaryota, Fungi, Basidiomycota, Agaricomycetes, Agaricales, Marasmiaceae.
GACUGUUCUCACAGUUUACUUCUCCAGCUCUUGCGGCCAAACUGGUUUCCGCAAAAGUUGGAGCCAAGCAACAGUUGUCUCGAGGUUGCUCACUACCCGGCCACCUUCUCUGUUGGCCGAGAUGCCCUGUGCUAAAGCCAAGUCGUGUCUAUGGUGGAUGGACCAUUUUGGACGAACAAUGAACCGAAACCCCAUCAAAACGCAAGCGAAGGCCACAACAAUAACGACUGUAUAUAUAUACGAGGGAUUCAACUCUUCACAAGGCACCUCACCCAACAGCGACUCUGGUAGUCGGUUUACUACUCUCGUUCCACUUACACUCCUGUAUUUCUAUCACUAUCACUUGUAGACCUCAUGCCUCAUCCUGCGAACUCUCCCUUCACUGUUGAGGCUGCCGAUGCUCAUCCUCAAGUUGACGUUAGCAGACGCCGAAGCCGGUCUAACGCUGUUCUGCAUACCACAAUGCUCUUUCGAUCCUCCAGUACCUCUGUUGCUCGUGUAACCGCUGAAGGCGCCGAACGUGUUCGGAUAGCUAUUACUGGGUGAAGUCUUUAUCAUCUCGAUCUCUGACUCACUUCCCUAAACCAUCCUACUCAGAUCCGAAGCAACUGCUUUCGGUAACCCCACAUUCGGAGAACGCACGUCUAUUACGAUCACCCACCGAGACGUUAACCAUGCAAUGAGAACGUCUCUAUACUCUCGCGAUCCUCGUCAACCGGUCAGGUUCGUUACAGUCGCACCUAUACCGGAGGCGGAGGUGCUACCUCCGCCCACGACGCCCGGAAUUGAUCUUCCUUUGCUUGAGGCAAAAACCAUCUACAAGGAAUCGGCGGAAUAUGAUUUAUUGAUUCCACCUGAUGAGGCGGAGGUAAUGGAACAGUGGGCGGAAGAAGUUGCCAGACAACGAAUUUCCGACCAGGUGAAGGAAUUGUUGGAAGAGAAGGAGGCAUCCAAAUUGCAAACACCGCUAACAAUCGACACGUCCUCCUCUGAGAGUCCGUUCCCGUGUACUUCAGCUUCUCCUACCCUCUCUGAAUUUCCAGAGCGACCCUCUGCACCAGGACCUCUAUCGCCUUACUCGGAUGACGACGACGAUUUUCCUUUGGGUAUCCGUCGUGGUUCAACGCUCACGUCGUUCAAAUCUUUCGGUGAAUCUUCUGUUGCCAGCGAAGACGUACCACCUCCACAACUCGCUGUCUCUUCUGUCGUAUUGGAUAGAUCAAAGAACGGUAGUUCUUCCAGCUUACCGCAGACCGCUAGCCCCGUCGUGUCGCUCACAAAGAUGCUCAAGCUUAAGCUCGCUUCACCCAAGUCCCGGUCAACUUCUGAUUUAACAGCGCUUGGAUAUAAUGAUGGUGUUCCGCUCACUCGAGGUAGGAGCGGGAACAUUAGCUCAUUGAAACAACGAUUCCCUGUAGUCAAAAGACUGUUUGGUCUUGGAAAGGGUAAAGCUGUCGACAGAAGCAAGGAUAAGAAUGGUAGGCGGGUCACUCCUGUUCCUACCGCUGCUUCAAUUGCGGUUGUGAAACCUGUGGGUCAGAAGAGGCAGAGAGAUGAUGACGAGGCAGACGAGAAUGCUCCUCCCAAUGAGGAGAAGGAGAGGAGAAUCAUCAGGAGGAGAUUGGUUGCUUGAGCAAACUGUACUUUACUGUUGUACAGGACGCGCAGGAUACUGCUUUUACGAUCACGCCCUUUAACGUUUAGUUUUUUUUUAGUCUGUAUCUGUAAUAGGUAGAGUCCAAUAAGACAUGUCUUAGCAUCUGACUCGGACUCGGAACUUAUUUCUUUAAG